AUGGAUGUAUUUUAUGCACAAUGGAUUCGACAGAAGAAUGAAUGCGCGAUCAACACCUUCAACAAUCGACUUGAAGAAACAUUGGCUGCUUGUCCAGAAAAUGUUCGUAAUCUUUUGACAUUGAUCGAUAUUAUCGAUGCGUUGAUUGAUAAAAAUAAACGGAAAUCACUACCUGAAGCAUUUUUGAAACAAUCAAAUGAUCUUCUCGAUGAUAACAACAACAUCACUGCUGAUGAUUUCGAAAAAUCCAACAACUAUUUUGAUUCAAUCGCUGAUCAAGAAAUAAUUCGUUACAUGAAUAAUGAUUCAAAACUUGAUUCAUCAUUCAAUGAUUUUAUUAACAAUCUACCUACAGAGUCCGAACCAAAUCCAACAUUUUACAAAAUCUAUCCAUCAUUGGCAACUAUUUCAGCUAAUUUUAUAAAGAUUCGUGUCAAAUGCAUCUAUCUGUUGAAUAUGAUAUUUGAAAGAGUUCAACCUAUCAUUGACUUAAGUUUUGCACCAGGAGAAAGUAUUCUAGUAGAUGAACUUGGAAAUGUUAGAGCCUAUCUAUUAUACAGGAAAAAAUUUGCAUUAUUCGAAGAAUCUCUGCAAAAGACUAGUGCUGGAUAUCUUGAUAGAGUUACAGUUAAGUUCGAUACAGUGAAAGCCAGUACGAACAGUGCAAAUGGAGAAAAUACUAUGUUUUAUCAAGCCUAUGAACAAUUACAUAAAGAUGCUCAUAGUUUAUUUCGAAGUGAAAGUGAACGUUUAUGGGAAGCUUCCUACGUUGAAAUGCACAGUGUUGAUGCAGGUGGACCUUAUCGUGAUUCAAUCACGUGUAUAUGUUUGGAUAUUUGUAGUACACGACUACCACUAUUCAUUUUAUGUCCUAAUGGACGAACUAAUACUGGUUUAAAUCGUGAUUGUUGGAUUCCAAAUGUAUUUUCACCAUAUGAAUCGAUUCCAAAUAAAUUUAAAAACCAAUAUCAAUUCGUUGGACAGUUGAUGGGCAUGGCUAUGCGAAAGAAACAUUUUUUAGAUUUGAAAUUUCCCAUUUUAUUAUGGAAACAAUUGAUCAGAGAACAAGUAACCAUUAAAGAUAUUGAAGCGAUUGAUCUACAAAGUUUUAAAAUUAUCGAAGAAGUCGAAAGAAAUUUCCUAGAAAAUGAAGUUAUCGAUACAGAUAUUGACAUCGAAUAUUUAUUUAGUAGUAUUAUGAGUGAACUUCGUUUUGAUGUUGUUAGUUCAGCGGGACAAACUUAUGAACUUGUUCCUGGUGGCAAAGAAAUUCCAAUCACAGCAUCAAAUUUUAAAGAUUAUUGUACAAAGUAUCGUGAAUAUCGUCUCAAUGAAUUUCAUCGUCAGAUUGAAUUCAUAUGUCAAGGAUUUUACAGUGUUGUACCAUUUUAUUAUUUGAGUCUAUUUACAGCUGAUGAACUUGAAGAAGCUGUAUGUGGAAAAGGUCUCAUUGAUGUUGAACUAUUAAAAAGAAACACCUUCUAUGGCGAACCGUACAAUCAAGAUUCACCACACAUUCUGCGAUUUUGGACAGUACUCAAUGAAAUGUUCAAUGAAGAACAAAAGAAAUCGUUUAUUGCUUUUGUAUGGGGACGAAGUACAUUACCACGUUGUGAUCAAGAUUUUACAUCUCAUUUUUGCAUUAAUCCAUAUUAUGCAUCGUCUAAUGAAGUGGACAAACAGCUUCCGCGAUCACAUACAUGUGGUUUCUCUCUUGAUUUACCAGAGUAUUCAACAACUGAAAUUAUGUACGAACGUUUGAACUAUGCUAUCACAUAUUGUUCAAGCAUUGAUGGCGAUUGA
Rotaria sp. Silwood1 is the source of this 1803-nucleotide messenger RNA. The record is from the annotation of a GenBank genome assembly. Lineage: Eukaryota; Metazoa; Rotifera; Eurotatoria; Philodinida; Philodinidae.